AUGUGGGGGAAUGCUGCACAAAGUGCCCCCCCGCGCUGCGACUGCCCCCCGACCUCGGGGGGCUCCGUGCUGUGCGCGCGCCGCCGCCUCCUCGCCGUGCCCGGGUCCGCGCCGGGGUCGGCGCGCUCCCUGGACCUGUCGCGCAACCACGUGGCGCGCCUGGGCGCCGGGGACCUCGCGGCCUGGGCGGCCCUGGAGGAGCUAGACCUGAGCGAGAACGCGCUGGGCGCGCUGGAGCCGGGCUCCUUCGCGGGGCUGGGCGCCCUGCGCUCCCUGUCGCUGCGCUGUAACCGCAUCGCGGUGCUCCCGAGCGGAGCCUUCGCGGCUCUCGGCGCCCUGCGGCGGCUGGACCUGAGCGGCAACCGCAUGCGCGCCGUGCCGCGCGGCGCCUUCUCGGGUCUGGGCGCCCGGCAGCUCGAUUUGUCCGAGAACUCGCUGCUGUGGGUGUCACAGGGCGCCUGAGGCCUGGGCGCCCUGCGCUCGCUGUCGCUGCGCCGCGCGGGGCUGCGCGCCCUGCCGAGCGGCGCCCUCGCCCGGCUGCCCGCGCUGUCCGAGCUGGACGCGUCGGGCAACUCCCUGCGCGCGCUGGGACCUCGCUGCCUGCGGGGGGUCCCGCGCCUGCGCGUGCUGCGGCUGUCGGGCGCGGGGCUACGGGCGGUGGAGCCGGGCGCCCUGCGCGGCCUCCCUGCGCUCCGCGACCUCGACCUCUCGGAGAACGCCCUGGACUCCCUGCCCGAGCGCGCCGGCGCCCCGCUCGCCCUGCGUGCCCUGCGCCUCGACGGCAACCCCAUCGCGUGCGACUGCCGCCUCCUCUGGCUGCGCACCCGGCCGAGUCCCGAGGCGCUGCUGGGGGGCGGCGAGGGCCCCCCCUGCGCGGCGCCCCCCGAGGCGCGGGGCGCGCGGGCUGCUGAGCGCCCCGCUGCGGUGCAGGGCGCCGCGCGUGAGGCUGCGCGCGGGGCCCGUGGCGGUGCGCGCGGGGGGCGCCGUGCGCAUCCCGUGCAGCGCGAGAGGGGACCCGCCCCCCAGGCCUCGCGUGGAGGGACCCCGGGGCCGCUGCGCCGCGGGCCGCCACCUCCGCGCGGUGCCCCUCGUCGUGUCGGGGCCCGGGGGGGUCCCGCCGCCGUCCCUCUCCGACCCCUCCGACUCCUCGGACCUUUGGGACCCAGCGGACCCCUGGGACGCCGUCGAUCCCGCAGACUCCGAGAGCUUCAACGCGACGGGGACGCGCGGGGAGGCGCGCGAGCCCGCCGGGACCCCGCUGACCCCGCUGACCCCUUGCUGCUGGUGUCCGCGGGGCUGGGGGGCCUCACCUUCCUCGGCGUUGUGAUUCUCUGCCUCCUGGUCCUCGCCGCGGGAACGCGGAGUUGGGGCCACAAGAGGAGGAGGAGGACGAGGCAGCGAACGGAGCUCGAGUACGGGGGGACCCGCAGAUCGAGGGGGGGGUCCCAGGAGCCCCAGCCGGGCCCCCCCUCGUCACUUCGUCAUGAGGAUGAUGUGAGCUUCCUAACAACGGUGGCACUAGGUAGGCUAAAACCAAGUACGAGUGUAGGGCCCCAAUUAGCUCAAGGGGAUUUGGUUUUAUGAAAUGUAGAAGCGCUUCAAUGAUCAGAUGAAAUUCUAAUUAAUAUUAACACAUCAAGAUAAUCAACAUAAACAGCGAAUUAAUCUCUCCUCUGUAUCAUGUCUGCAUCCUUCCUCUCAUUUCACUCCAUCCCUGUCUCGCCUGGAUCUCCCCUCAUCUCGCUACAGCUCUAUCUCUUCUCUACAUCUAUUCUGCCCCCCCCCUCCACAACACCGAC
Molecule: messenger RNA, 1799 nt
Organism: Lethenteron reissneri (Far Eastern brook lamprey)
Lineage: Eukaryota; Metazoa; Chordata; Hyperoartia; Petromyzontiformes; Petromyzontidae
Product: leucine-rich repeat and immunoglobulin-like domain-containing nogo receptor-interacting protein 3
Molecular function (GO): protein binding
Source: RefSeq, a predicted model, not a curated record